AUGAAAGCCAACUUGCAUCAGCAUCCUAUGAUACGACCGUCAAAAUUUGGGAUCUGGACACCGGCCAAUGGAGGCCAACUCGCAUCGGCGUCUAGUGACAAGACUAUUAUUAUCUGGGAUCUAACAACAGGCCGGUAUACUUCAACUCUUGAAGGGCAUAGCCAUUCGGUCACCUCAAUCACCUGGUCCCAUAAUGGAAGCCGACUCGCAUCAGCGUCCAAGGAUAACACCGUUAGGAUGUGGGAUCCGGCUACCGGCCAGUGUAUGUCGACCCUUAAGGGACAUGGCCGUUCGGUCACCUCUAUUGCCUGGUUGCAAGAUGAAAGCCGUCUUGCAUCAGCGUCAGAUGAUAGCACCGUCAGGAUCUGGGAUCUAGCCACUGGCCAGUGCGCGUCAAUCCUCAAGGGACAUAGCGACUCAGUCCACUCGGUCGCCUGGUCACCAGAUAGAAGCCAACUUGCAACAGCGUCCAGUGAUAAGACUAUCAGGAUAUGGGACCCAGCCGCUGGCCAGUGCACAUCAACCCUCAAAAGGCAUAGUAGUUCGGUCUACUCGAUUACCUGGUCCCAAGAUGGAAGCCAACUCGCAUCAGUGUCAGAUGAUAAUACCGUCAGAAUCUGGGAUCCUGCCACCGGCCGAUGCGCGUCAACCCUUAAGGGACAUAAUCAUUUGGUCACGUCGAUUUCCUGGUUACAAGAUGGAAGCCGACUUGCAUCAGCGUCCUAUGAUAAGACCGUCAGAAUCUGGGAUCUGACCACGGGCCAGUGCGCGUUUAACCUUGAGGGGCAUAGCGGUGAAGUCCACUCGAUUGCCUGGUCGCAAGAUCAAGGCCGACUUGCAUCAGGGUCAGAUGACAAGACUAUCAGGAUUUGGGAUCUAGCCACCGGGGAGUGUGCGUUAAUCCUUGAGGGACAUAGUGGUUCGGUCCACUCGAUCGCCUGGUCGCGAGAUGGAAGCCGACUCGCAUCGGCAUCUUUUGAUGACACUGUCAGGAUCUGGGAUUUGACCACCGGCCAGUGCGCGUUAAACCUUGAGGGGCAUAGCAAUUUCGUCCGCUCAGUUAUCUGGUCGCAAGAUCAAGGCCGACUUGCAUCAGGGUCAGAUGACAAGACUAUCAGGAUUUGGGAUCUAGCCACCGGGGAGUUUCAAAAUACUCAUUACUUCAGCGGCUACCAUUUGAUCCCGAAUUUACGGGGCAAAAUGGCAGCUGUUGGAAUUCCGCGCCCGAACCGUGGUUCUGCACCUGCGGACCGCGGGGAAAAUCAAAAUUUCGCAGUGCCAAGACCUACCAAAAACACCGUCAACAACAAACACGCUAAAAUGGACCAGCUGAUAGCUGCGGCGAACGCGGUUAUUCGCCAUAUGGAGAAUACUGGUCAAGAUGAGCCCAUCGUGACGCGGUUCGCCAUCACCGUCCGCCAAUUCGCCGAGGAGGCAAAGAAGGGUAGCAGCGGCGCUCAGGGAGAGAUGGCCACGGUGAUCUCCACUCUUGAAGCCAUUGCCGCUGACACCCAACGCUUGAAUACUAGAAUUGAUAGCCUUGAGAAGUCAGCUAGCUCGUCUGUAACAUCCACUUCGACCCUGUCGUCCACAGACCGCUGGAAAGCCUUCCGGGCGGGUGCCUGGCGCACGACUCCGGCCGAUCCCCCCAUUAAUCGCAGCGACGGCACGGCGUCGCCGGGUGUGACCGAGGUCGAGCUCCGUGAGGACCGCUCCAUAACGGUUAAGGUGGACCCGACGUGCCGGGAUAAGGUGCGGCAAAUGGAGGCAAAGACGAUUGUGGACAGAGCCGAGCAGCUGCGGGAAAAGCAAGCCAGGAAGAGGAUUUCGGCUGCGCUGGCUGGAAAUGCGUACUUCUGCGCUGCCCGAGUGCUGCCGUCUGGUGACGUUUCGAUGCUGGUCAAUUCUGCUGCUGGUGCAGAGCUCCUCCGUCGUCACACGGACUGGGUGAGCCUGUUUGGCCGGGUAGCACGGAUUCAGAGCCCAUCCUGGGGCGUUGUGGUCCACGGUCUUCCAAUCCGGAGCUUCAAGCUCACACCUGAAUCAAGGGCAGGCUUGGUAAGCGAAAUUCAGCGGCAGAAUGCGUUGAACUGGGGUGGAAAGGCGGAAAUUAUGCACCUAGAUUGGCUUACCCGCCCGCGUGAGAACCAGCGUGAAGCGUCUGUCGUCAUGGAAUUCGACAAUCCGGCAGUUGCCAAUCAAGCGAUUGAUCAAGGUUUAUACUGGAAUUCGGAGGUUCAUUCCGUCGUCUUCUUCUGUCGUGACGGUAGGGUGAAGCUAUGCCGCAAGUGUCAAAAACCAGGACAUGUACAAUACCACUGCCCAAAUCGAAGCUUUGUAUGCGGUCACUGCGCUGACGAGCACCCGACCUGGGAGUGUCCGUCAGCCAGUGGCAGCCUAAUCCGUAUCAAGUGUGCUAACUGUUCCGGCUCUCAUCGGCCCACGAGCCUGGACUGUCCCGUCAAGCGGGAAGCCAAGGCUAAGGCUGAACGGAUUAGGGCUGAAUGCCCUCCAUAUCACCGUGUUCCACUGCAUCUCCGAGCUCCACGUGAGCCAGCAGCUCCAGCAGCUCCACCUCCACCCCCAGCAGCCUCUAUAUUCAACUUUAUGCAACCAACUGGGCUCGGCGAGUCAGUCCACGCGCCAGCGAGUCAGCCAGCGAGUCAGCCAGCCAGACAACCAGCCACCCAACCAGCGCCUCAACCAGCCAGCCAACCACGUGCUCGCGGACGACCCAAAGGCUCCAAAAACAAGUCCAAAACCUCCACUUUCAGCGACAAGAGCCUCCCAACUCAGCCUGAAUUAACCGAGAACGCGCUUUCCAUCACCAAGGUCGCCAGGAACUCCCGUUCGCAGCAGACCAUGCUCCAGGACCCUAUUUCCGACCCAGAACGUCUCUUGCAGCACAAAAAACGCCGCCUUGAGGCGCCCCAGGACGUUAUGGACGAAGACCAAGAGCUCCGAGCUCCAUCUCCAGUUCCAUCUCCAGCCCGUCCAAUCCUAGCUCGCCCAGCUCCCGCUCGUCCAGCUCCAGCUCGUCCAAUUCAUACCUCUCAAGCUCUUCUAUCUGAAUAUGCGGAAUUGAAGCAGAAAUUUGGAAUUCAAAGCAGCCCCGCACGCGAGCCUACACGGUUGAGACUCUUACCGCCGCAUCCACCGGCGCCAGCGCCCACAGAAGAGACCUUACCGAGCCAUGGCCUGCACUUCAGCGAUAUUAUCGACGCUGACGCAUAUCACUUCGGCAGCACGCCUCCAGAGCCAGAGCCGGAAGAUGAGUUCUUCCAUGAAGCCUCAGAAUACAGCGAACAAGACGACCACGACGAGACUAGUAGUAGUAGUAGUAGUAUUCAUUGA
Messenger RNA from Penicillium longicatenatum, 3354 nucleotides. RefSeq lists its product as uncharacterized. The transcript is spliced from 3 exons. Lineage: Eukaryota; Fungi; Ascomycota; Eurotiomycetes; Eurotiales; Aspergillaceae. Bases 1 to 3354 code for a protein of 1117 amino acids. The record is from RefSeq and is a predicted model, not a curated record. Gene Ontology annotation, molecular function: nucleic acid binding; protein binding; zinc ion binding.